AUGGAGGCCGGAAAUGGGCUCCCAAAGCCUGUGACUGCCAACACUUCGAAGCAUUCGCUUAGGUCCGACUGCUUGGAGUGGCUCAGACACUUAAGGCAGCUAGAAAAAGACGCACAAGUGCCUCUCGAUGAGGGUCAAGUGCCGCACAGCAGAGGCUCCAAAACCCGUCGAGCCUUUCCCUAUGCCGACCUCAGCGAAAGCGACGUUUUCGAAGUGUUACAUAUUCAUGAGCGAUACAGACUGCCAUCUCUAGUUGAAGAUACUGAGGUAGCCGAUCUACCCAACUUCGAAGACGUUACUCCUUAUGACGUUACGAAAGAGCAGCAAAAGAUGCUAUGGGAAAAAGAAGCCUCAAGACUCGUUGCAGUUGUACAGUCGGAUACUCCGCUGGAAUUCGAAGGCUCAUCGGAUUUCAAGGCAGACUCAAAGAAAUCCUAUGAGCUACUGACGGACCUUGCAGCCCAAGUCUGGCUGGGAGAGUGUAUUGUUACCUAUGAUGCACAAAGCUUGUUCUCCGAGCAUUGCAAACAGCUCUGCUACAAUAGUUUGCUCAGAAGAAGCCGCUCGACCAUUGACUAUAUCUGCAACAAAGAUGAUGAGGAUGACGACGAAGAGGAUAUUCGAGACAAAAUGGCUCAGCGUGCGACAAAGAUCGAUGUGGUCAACUUCAUCAACUAUGUCACCGCUGUCUUUGUACGGAACUUUUGUAUGGCCACAGAAGGGAAAAGCUUCCAUGCCAGAAUCAUCGCAAAUCUGGCAAGAAUAUCUACCAAACUAAAGGUUGUGGCAACCAGACCGCUGGAGUUUUGCCAGACAUCGAUUGCCAACGGCGUACCUGAUAGAGGCGCCGUCGAUCUCCCGACUCAUUAUGGAAUGCGAGGUCGUCAGACUGGCAUUAUGAACGAGUUCAGCCAGGGGUUAGGACCGAUGCCCGAGUCGGAGAGUCCGAUGCUGGCCAAGCUGAGGGCCUUGGAUCCCGAACGAGAUGGCAAUCCUGAUCGGACUAGCAAGAAGGAUUCAUUACGAAAGAUGUAUUACUUCAAUUGUUCCAAGCAUCAAGCCAUGAUCCACGAAAUGCUUGGUUUCGUCCUCCUCUCACUGCGGGGAGGAAACCAGCUGACGAGUGCCUCCAUUUCAUCAUACGAGAUGACUGCGAUUGUCUUCAAGACUGGAUUCGAGAAGUUCCCAGCUCUGGUAUUCCAAGACCGUGAUAAUGACUUCUUGGGAACUUCUGAUGCAUCGAACAUCAACUGUGCUCGAAGUGCAUUCCACAACCUCGACCAAGCCAUAAAAAAGAUACACCCUCUGAGGCCCCAAAUCAACAGGCCGGUGAGGACGAAUCGGGAGAGCCUACGAACGCCAAGCAAGCUGCGACUGAAUUCCAUGACUCAAGUCAUCAGUGUAAUUGUUCCUUUCCUAUUCACCAAUCCAAUCGCCGUUUCUAUCUGCGAAAAGUUCAUCUCUUUGAGCAUCUUCACGGAGUUGAGUGAGGAGCGACGGCUGAAUCCAGUCAAACAUUCGGAUUUUGACCGCUACUUUGCAUUCUUCUCUUUGUCAACGAAAGAGUAUAAUAAUUCCCAAUCUGUCAGCCAGCCACAUGGAGCAAAAUCUCUUUCCCACUCGUUGAUCCGACAAAAGACGCUGCUUUCAAGAAGGCAUGAUGAAAAAGAACACGUCAAUUUGGACCAACUUGUCGACGACUCACGCGACUCAAAGCUGAUCGAGCAAUUCCAGAUAAAGGUCGACGCUGAUCAGAAGAAGAUGAAGUCUUGGGUCUAUGAAGAGAAAGGCGUCAUGGUCCAAUGCAAGGUUUACGUCUUCGCCAUCAUGUUUCUUUGUGUGAUCCUUGUCAUGGGUGGUAUUGCAUUCGGAGCCUCAGUCGGCCAACGUAUCUCUGGCGUUGACCCCUUCAAUGUCACAUCAUACUGCUGGGUUCUCGCUGCAUUCAUCCUCCUCAUCGCCAAAAGCGUCCGCGUUCACAAUUGGUCAUGGAACGACUUUCUCCAUGGCCGCGUGCUUUGCAAGAGUGUCUCAGAGCUGUCUUCAGUGACGGGAAUCGACGACCAAACCAUCCUUGUGAAGCUAUUGCAGGAUGAAUUCUUCUCCUUCUUGGAGACGCGAGGGCCUUAUAACGCAGUUUUUCGUCGGAGGUCACAGGAUGACGGCUUUUCGAUUGACCGACCACUGACUAUGUGGACAAUGCUGUUUUCUGGGCUCAUCAUGGUUGAAGUUGAGGUAGCCCGCGGCCGUGGUCUGGUGUGUCUUGAUCUUCGUCGAGGAACCUUGCUUGAUACCAUCAAGCGUCUCGGCGAGCACCACGACGAAGAAUCAAUUUACAUACACAGCAGCCAGCUACUUCAUGAAGAGGGUCAACGGAGCGGGGGGGAUAAAAAUACUAUCAGAUUGAAAAAGGAUAAAACAUUUUGGAUACAGGCUGUUGGGUUCUACAACAAUAAGGAUGCCAAGUUCAUUUAG
This is a messenger RNA of Trichoderma citrinoviride, 2475 nucleotides long. RefSeq lists its product as hypothetical. NCBI's taxonomy places the organism in Eukaryota, Fungi, Ascomycota, Sordariomycetes, Hypocreales, Hypocreaceae. The transcript is spliced from 3 exons. The record is from RefSeq and is a predicted model, not a curated record. The coding region runs from base 1 to 2475 and encodes 824 amino acids.